Molecule: messenger RNA, 2612 nt
Organism: Musca domestica (house fly)
Lineage: Eukaryota; Metazoa; Arthropoda; Insecta; Diptera; Muscidae
Product: probable serine/threonine-protein kinase MARK-A
Exons: 7
Coding region: 1659-2612 (317 amino acids)
Source: RefSeq, a predicted model, not a curated record
AUACUUGUGUCCAGCAGACUUAUCUCAACGGAAUGGAAAAGGAAGCCACAAAUCAAAUGAUCGAGAUUGGAAUUUCUAUUUGAAUUGGUGAAAUCCUUGAUAAAUCCAUCGGAAAGCAAGUUUCGCUUAGGAGAAAGAAAUUUUAAUAAACAAUUGUAAAUGGUCAUUGGAUUAAGUGGAGAAUAUUUUUUACGACAAUUUAAUUAACCGUAACGAGAAAAAGAAGUGUGCUGAGGAUGGACUAGUAAGGAGUAGGAGGAGGAUGAGUUUGUAACGAGAAACAAAACAAGAGGCGAAACCUUUCAACAAGGAAACCACGCUGAAGAACAAAACAACGAAACUAAAUGACAAUUGAUGGGUUUCCCGUAUCAAGGCAAUGUGAAAAGAAAUACCAGAGAGAGAGAGAGAGAGAGAGAGGGAAGAAUAAAAAACAACAACAACGUAUUGAAAAAUAAAAUAAAUAAAAUCCUUAAAGUCUGCAAGUCAAAAGUAAACAGUGGAGAAUAGAGAAAAAGGCAAGGCUAAGCCAGGCUGUCUGUAAAACAGGAAAUUGCCGGAAACUGGAAGUAAAUCACCAUCAUUGUACCUCAUCAAAACAGAGGAGGGAGAGAGUAAGAGAGAAAGGGGUCAGGAAAAGGAUUCUCAUAGAUAAAGACACACAACCACCAAUCAAGCUGUUGGUUGGCCAAACUUAUUGCCUAGACCAUAGGCCACAGCUGGUCGACGAAGGAAAAAGGAUAUAAGCACUAAAUAUCACUUAAAUUUAUUUUACAAAAAAAGCAACAACAACAUCAACAAAAACAAACAAUUUGUCCAUCCAUCCAAUCAUUUAUCCUGCCAGUCAGCCCAACACUCAUUCAACCGCUUUGGCAACCAGGCCGUUUAGAUAACCAACCAUGGAAUGAAAAACGAACCAUACGUCCAUUUGUUGCAAAAGUAUUGGAUCAUAAAAUCACUCGGUUGAGUCGAAGUGUAUAAAAAGGACCUCAAACAAGGCGAGUAGCUAACGUAACUGUUGACAACGAGGACGAACGACGACGAGAACAACAAUUUGCAACAUAAAACUAGAAAAUUGAAUAAAAAUCUCCGUUGUCUUCUAACGGGGGACAAAGAGUUCUGGCUGACGUUAACUGACAUUGGCCAUCAUUACAAAGUGGUUUAUUGUUUUAUUUCGACAUUGCCAUCCCAUUACCCUGCUCAAACCAAUAGCCAUCUCAAGGAAGCUGGGCAAAUAAUGUUGAAAGCAUCCACAGCAACAUUGUCCUGAUACUAAUGCAGUUUAUGAUGCUGAUGAAGAUGCUGCAGCAAAAGUUUUUCUUAAGAACUUUUUGUAUCUAGAACGACUUCUAUUCAUCUUUUAUUUUUGCCAUACAAAAAAGGACAAAUUGCCAAAUAGUCUCAAAGAGAGAGAGAGAGAGAGAGAGAGAGAGAGAGAGAGCGGGCGGCAGAGACCUACUCUCCUUUGGCAGCAAACUAUCACCACUUCUUGCACUUGCUUUGCUUUUCACCAAAUAUCCUUGCUGGAGAAUAUCCUCUGAACAAAGGACACUACUGUUGGAUGUAAUUAAAACAAGUUGACUGACAAAAGAAACAACAACAACAUCUGCAACAGCAACAACUUUCCAUUUCACAUUCAAAGCAAAAAUCAAGAAAACGCUAUGGAAAAUGUUCUCACCUCCCACCACCAUCAACAACAACAACACCAACAUCAUCACACAACGGCAACCACAGCCUCAUCAUCGCCCACCGCCACACCAGGUCUUUCGACGGGUGGUGGUAUUUCGCCACCACCCCCAGCACCGCCACCUGCCGCCAAAAAAAGUUCAACCACACUUUCGGUGGAUCGAGCGGCAUUCCUGUUGUUGCGUGUCAAAAAGGCAUUCAAGAGGAAACGCCAACAUCGCAAAGAAAAACAAGCUCAAGCCUUAAAUGCUGCACUCAACAAUCAACAAGGACGUUCUGGCCGUGGCAAAGUACCACCACCAUUGUUGCGUUCGCGAACAUUGCCUGCAAUCAUAGUUCCGGGUAUACCGGUGGUAUCCUUGCACACCGAUAAAUCGCAAUUUCAAUGGGAGGAACGAUUAAGCUCAGCCAGAGCCUCAACAUGCAGCGGAAAUCGUUGGUCAUUAUUGACACGUAAUACAACAACUACAACGGCCACCUCCACACCCACAUCGGCAGCCUGUAGUAGUGCCCCGUGGAACAACAAUAACAACAGCAGUAUCAGUAACAACAACAUAAGCAGCAACUUUAAUAACAACAACAACACGCUCAGCAUAAAAUCACUUAACCUGCCCAAGGAUGAUGGAACCCUUGUCUAUCGGCGUAAAUCUUCGGGUAGCACACCUCAUGGUAGUUCCGGUGCUGUUUUGGUUGAAGCAGCCAUUGCUGGCGGCAGUGGUGGUACAACCGGAAAUUAUAGUAACUCGACAGCUGGAGGUGGUGGUGGUGGUGCCGGCGCCCAAACCCCCGAUGCUUCGAUGCCAUAUCGAGCCUCAACCUCAUCAUCGACGGCCGAUGAUUUUGAGUGUUAUGCUGCCGAUGGUUCCGUCCUGCUGAGAGAUUUGAGAUUAGAGAAGGAUAAGUUCUUCAAUGUGCAAAUUAAAUGUUAA